This is a messenger RNA of Caretta caretta (loggerhead turtle), 821 nucleotides long. NCBI's taxonomy places the organism in Eukaryota, Metazoa, Chordata, Testudines, Cheloniidae. The record is from RefSeq and is a predicted model, not a curated record.
AGGUUCCUUAUUUUUGUAUAAAGAACGAGAGAAGUCAACCUGUUGAGAUUAUGGCACUGAAACAGAUUUCCAGCAACAAAUGCUUUGAGGGUUUCCAGAAGGUGUUUGAACAUGACAGUAUAGAGUUAAAAUGCAAAAUGAGGUUUGGAAUCUAUUUGCCACCAAAAGCAGAAAUUGGGAAGUGUCCUGUGCUGUACUGGCUCUCAGGAUUAACUUGCACGGAACAAAACUUUAUUACCAAAUCUGGUUUUCAUCAAGCUGCAGCUGAACAUGGCCUCAUUGUAGUUGCACCAGAUACCAGCCCAAGUGGCUGCAAUAUUGAAGGAGAAGAUGAGAGCUGGGAUUUUGGCACAGGUGCUGGUUUUUAUGUAGACGCCACUGAAGAACCAUGGAAAACCAACUAUAGAAUGUACUCGUACAUAAAGGAUGAGCUGCCUAAAUUAAUAAAAGCCAAUUUUCCAGCUGACUCAGAAAGGAUGUCUAUUUUUGGGCACUCAAUGGGGGGCCAUGGUGCUCUUAUCCUUGCUUUGAAGAAUCCUGGAAAAUACAAAUCUGUAUCCGCAUUUGCUCCUAUCUGCAACCCAGUUCAGUGUCCCUGGGGGAAGAAAGCCUUUGGUGGAUAUCUGGGAUCAGAUCUAACGAAAUGGGAGGCAUAUGAUGCUACCCAUCUUGUGAAGUCUUAUCCAGACUCCCAUCUCGACAUCUUAAUUGAUCAAGGCAAAGAUGACCAGUUCCUUUCAGCAGGGCAGUUACUGCCGGACAACUUCAUUGCUGCCUGCACAGAGCGGAAAAUCCCUGUAGUCUUUAGAUUGAACAGGUAG